AUGCGCGAGAGAGAGAUACGCCGCACGCCAUCUCGUGCGGCCUAUUUCGUCCCCGCUACGGCGGUGUCUUUCUGGCUGCUGGCCUACGUCAGCGUGCCAGCUCAGCGUGCCAGCUCAGCGUGCCAGCUCAGCGUGCCAGCUCAGUCCCCGCCACGUCGGCUUAUCCGAUGGCGGUGCCCUCGCUCUGCUCGCACCCCUCUGUCACUUCUGUCCUUGUCCCUUCGGCUCUCACCCGAGAUCCAACUCUGUCAACCUUUGUCUGUCCGGUGCUUUCUACGCAUCGUCCAUACCCACGACCGUUGCUCACGGAGGCCUCUUGUACCUUACAAGAGUCGAGGAUUCACACCCUCCUGCGGUGCUUGUCUGAGAGCCAACCUAUAUCUGGCGUCAGCGAAGAACCUAUACCGGUCAACCUCUCAGAUUUGCGCUGCAGUGUCCUCCAUAUCCCACCAUGUCCAACCCCGGGGUCGAAGAAACGAAAAUGAACCACCCCGAGGGUGGAUCUUCCACGGGCGAGGGCGGCCUUCCGCCCGCUCCUGCCCCCACCCCUGCUCCUGCCGCCGCGCAGGAGACUCCCCUGUCUCGCCCUCCAGCGACUCAGUCAACGUUGGCCACCAGCUGCGUGGCGACGCUCUCGAGACGCACCAGGAGCAGCUCGCGCUCGCUGCGUCUCGCGAGCCCGCCGCCGCCGCCGCCAUGGAUAUCGACGACGACCUCGUCUCUCACCCUAGCGUCGCCAACUCCCACCCCGUCACCGAGACCCCUCCCCCUGGCGCCUCCGUCCUCGACGCAACGAUCGCGAGCCUCACCCGCUACAUCGAGAACGAGUCAGAAAAACUCGCCCGGGGAGACAUCACGGAGCUGAGCCUUCACACCAUGGAAGUUAUGGAUAAGGUGCGGUACAACGCGAUCCAGCUCCGGAACGCCGCCGGCAUUGUCCCCGCGCGUCGAUCCGACUCGGGCUCCGGUUCUGGCUCUGGUGGUGGGUCGGGCUCUGGGGGUCGCUCUGAUUCCGGCGGCCGCGGAGGAGGCAACUCCAACCGCGAGCGCCGCAGCAAGGGCAAAACCCCCGCCGCUCCCCGGCCCCGCUGUACCUACUCGAAGUGCAAGAAGCCCCUUGGACACACAUUCGAGACGUGCUUCCAGCGCCAGCGGGACGAGCGGGACGAGGACUCGGGCAACGGAGGCAGCAGCAGGGGCGGUUCCGGCGGCGGAGGCGGAGGCAAGCGCGCCAAGAAUUCGUCCACCUCCAACAACUAGGGGUGCCCUGCUGCUGCUGCGCCUGUGUAGUAGGGAAUUGUUCUGGUGUUGCCAGUAGAGGCGUGAAGAGGAAACUCUCCACGUCUGUAGCUGUGUCUGUCUCUACCCCCGACUUUCUUGUCCCCCGUGUCCCUGUCCGUCAUGGUAACUAUGUAGUGCCUAAAGUCCGCGCCCGUCCUCACGGUACAGAGCGUGCGUUGUACGGCCUCUCUAGCGUGUCUGAUCUUCGUGUCCCUUCCUUGCAGGCUGAUGACGAUGGUGUUGAGCCUGUGUGUCCCCGCCCUCCCUCCCGGAAGCGGAAUCUGAGUAGCAAUAAUGUCUCCUCGGCUUGCGCCGAGCCUCCGUGCCCAGCUUUAGCAACGUCCUGUCCUAGUGUUGCUGAGUCACGUGAGAAUGUCAAGUCUACUCAGUCUGUGUCCGAGUCCCUGUGUGCGCGUGACAGUGUGUCUUCGCGUAGCAGUUCAGGGUGUGUGCACCCGCGUGGGUGUGGUAGACGCGGGAUACGGAAGUGGAGUAGGAAGUUGUCCUCUGUCAAAAAUAAUACGAAUGAUCAAGUGUGG
This is a messenger RNA of Ectocarpus sp. CCAP 1310/34, 1820 nucleotides long. Lineage: Eukaryota; Phaeophyceae; Ectocarpales; Ectocarpaceae. The record is from the annotation of a GenBank genome assembly.